UAAGUAACCGUUGCAUCCCGCGGCGAGCAGCGUGUUCCCAAUGCUUGAUGUUUAUUCGUCAGUGGGGAUUCGUCAUCUAGAAAACUGCAAACGUUUACCUACAGCACCGUUCUACUACCCACACCUGCCCACUUUGACGUAUUCCUAAUCACGCAAGCUCGACAACCUCGCGCCCGGCUUACUGAAUAAGGGAAUCAAUAAUAAUCCCGUCGCUGCCUAAUAAGACUCGAGAAUUUGACGGACCAACUACCGUACCUAACUAUCAACACAAGGAGUCAGCUUUCAUGUCAUCGCUCUAGUUCAUCGCAAGCAUUAAAAUAGGAGAUGACCACAACAAUUGUGACUGGCACUGGAAGACGUUCUUCUAUACGGCUACCUGACCUUCAAGUCCCAGCAGCUUCGUCCCUCUCACAACAAAUGACCAGUCCGGUAGACAAAUUCCCACCCUUUAUCGAUGAAGUAUAUGAAACAACGACCGAGUCCAGGGAGGCGCAUGCAAACACGUCGAUCAGAUAUGCGCCAACAGAUCGCUGGGAGCCGCGAAAGCAAGUACAAUUUCCCCGAGAUCAUAAUCAUUGCCCGGCUUUGAAUUCGAAGAGAAAAUCAAGAAAAAGUAUCAGCGAGGCAAUUAGCACAAUUAGAACCCGCAAUGGCAGCGUUAGUGCCAAUGCUCAAGAGUUGGCUGAGGCUCUCCGAGCGCCGGUAUCGUACAAGCUGAUAAUUCUCUGUCUCAUUUGGUAUACGACCUCCGCUCUGACGAAUACCUCAUCGAAGUCCAUUUUAAAUGCCCUCCCGAAACCAAUAACGCUUACAAUCAUACAAUUUGCUUUCGUAGCAUUCUGGUGCUUGGUACUAUCCUACUUAUCGGCCACGCUACCUUGGCUAAAAGAUAGCAUACCGGCCCUCAAGAACGGCAUUCGUCCCCCGUCCCGUGAUGUUGUCAUGACAGCUUUGCCAUUGGCAAUUUUUCAAUUAGCUGGUCAUAUACUUAGCUCCAUGGCUACUUCACAGAUUCCUGUUUCACUCGUCCACACUAUCAAGGGACUCUCGCCUCUUUUCACAGUUUUGGCGUAUCGUGUCUUCUUCAGAAUCCGAUAUGCCAGAGCAACGUAUCUUUCUCUCGUCCCAUUAACCCUAGGUGUAAUGCUUGCUUGUUCUACAGGCUUUUCGACGAACUUCUUCGGCAUACUAUGCGCAUUAGUCGCGGCUUUGGUCUUCGUCUCUCAGAAUAUCUUCUCAAAGAAGCUGUUUAACGAAGCGUCUCGCUCAGAAUCAGAGGCAGAUACGUCUGGCAGAAGAAAGCUGGACAAAUUGAACUUGCUUUACUACUGUUCGGGAUUAGCCUUCAUUCUGACAUUGCCUAUUUGGUUUAUAUGUGAAGGGUAUCCUUUAAUCUCGGACCUUUUGCAGGAUGGCGCUAUCUCAUUGUCAGGAAACACUGGAUCACUGGAUCAUGGCGCACUCUUCCUUGAAUUCGUAUUCAAUGGGGUGUCGCACUUCGCACAGAAUAUACUGGCGUUUGUUCUCUUAUCUAUGAUUUCACCAGUAUCUUACUCCGUUGCGUCUUUGGUGAAAAGGGUUUUCGUGAUUGUCGUUGCGAUCAUUUGGUUUGGAAGCUCAACAACACCUAUGCAAGGAUUUGGGAUCGCUCUUACUUUCGUUGGUCUUUACCUCUACGAUCGCAAUAACCAUGACGACCUGGCAGAUCAGAGAGCAAAUUCUGAUCAUUUCCGCACAAAGGAAACCGUCCUCCCACUUAAUGUUCGGACCACAGGGAAAACAUGGGACUCAAGUGGCUAUGCCUCCUUGGCAAGCAAGAUCUCUCAUCAACCUUCAGAUGGCCCUGCCUCACAUAUGGGUGAUCCCAAAAAGGAAGAUGAUGAACAGGGUCGUGUUCGUCCAAGAGGAAGCAGUAACUCCAGAGUGUGGCUACCCCCUGGCACGAAGCAAGAGACAACCUGGCAGCGGAAUGAUUCCUAAAAGCAUCCUUUUUAGCUGCCCUUAUUGUCAUUAUUCUAUAAUAUCCGCUGCCAAUUCGUUCCUGAGAUUUAACUGUAACAUAUUCUGAUGACUACUAGUGGUCUUGUAUUGAUAUUAUGAGAGAAAAACACAUUCAUCG
Aspergillus ibericus CBS 121593 is the source of this 2119-nucleotide messenger RNA. RefSeq names its product putative ER to Golgi transport protein (Sly41). Lineage: Eukaryota; Fungi; Ascomycota; Eurotiomycetes; Eurotiales; Aspergillaceae. The transcript has 3 exons. Gene Ontology annotation, molecular function: phosphoenolpyruvate transmembrane transporter activity; antiporter activity. Gene Ontology annotation, cellular component: endoplasmic reticulum; Golgi apparatus. The record is from RefSeq and is a predicted model, not a curated record. Bases 325 to 1980 code for a protein of 551 amino acids. Gene Ontology annotation, biological process: phosphoenolpyruvate transmembrane import into Golgi lumen.